Messenger RNA from Halichondria panicea, 1038 nucleotides. RefSeq names its product defense protein l(2)34Fc-like. The transcript is spliced from 6 exons. NCBI's taxonomy places the organism in Eukaryota, Metazoa, Porifera, Demospongiae, Suberitida, Halichondriidae. The record is from RefSeq and is a predicted model, not a curated record. The coding region runs from base 187 to 849 and encodes 220 amino acids. Gene Ontology annotation, cellular component: membrane.
ACCGCCCGCCCGCAUGUAAUUAGAAAAACUUCAGGACCAGAAACCAGAGUGUCACUUGGAGUGGCCUUAUAAGGAAGGGCCACCUGCAAAUCUUCAUUACUUCUGUGCAAACCAGACUGAGUUCUAGCGAGUAAAGAGCUUCUGUUGUAUUGCAUUUUAGAUUGAUCUCAAUAGCCUGUUGUGAGAAUGAAGCUGCUUAUCUGUGUCUCCUUGGUGAUGUCCUCCAUAGGACUGCUUGUGGAGGGUAACAUGAUUGGUGCACCUGCUGGUGCCUGUGAUACCCUCUCCCCCAACCCAACUGCACAUGGAGCCCAGCCACAGACCAGUGAUGUCCCCUACACCAUUAGUCUCAUGCCCUUCUAUAAUGCUAGUGACAGCUCUUUUACGUUCUACCCUGGAAGGACCUACACCUUGGGGAUCGCUAACGCUACUAAUGGAACAGCCGCUUUCAGAGGAUUUUUUGUGCAAGCAAGGCUGGUGAGCGAUGAUACCACUCGUGUUGGAAUCUUCGGUCCAACAGGGCCAGUGGCAAACCUAAGCAGACUCAGCAGCUGUCCUAUUGUGACGGAUGGAAUCACCCACAACUCACCUGUUGAUAAAGACGCCAUGUAUUUCACUUGGACAGCUCCUAUGGGUUACACUGGAGAUAUCAGAUUUGGAUUUGCUAUAGUUCAAACACAGAAUAACUACUGGGCCAAUCAGCGAACGGGAGUAGUUCAGCAGGCUCCAAGUACAAUAGUUACUACUACUGCUGCUGCUACUACUGGAAAUAGUUCAGCUGGCCUCACUGCUUCAGUGACCAUCUGGGCCAUUGGACUCGCACUCAUUGCUGCACUCAAGCCGUUCUGAACUGGAGUAGUACGUAUACUGCAACUGAGUAGUUGAACAUUCCAUUAGUGUGAUCAUUAUGUAUAUAUACUGAAGCUAAGUAUAGUUGAACAUUCAAAUUAGUUGAUCAUUAUUGUGUAUAUAGUCGUGCAAUCAUGUAAUGUACGCCAUGUUGUAAUUAUUCCCAACAAAUUUUAAAACUUUUAUUCA